AUGUCAGCACUUUCCCACGUGCGAAACUCAGCAGCAGGGGCGGCCGUGCUGCGGCAGCCACGGCUGCCGCUCCGGCCGCGCGUGCUGCUGACGCCCCAAGCAUUGGCACUUGGCCCCUGCUCGUGCGACGUGCGAUCGGCUGCGCUGAGCUGCCGGCAGCCGUUACUGCCCGCUGAAGUGGACGCGCGGGCGGCUGGCAGCAUCUUUGGCAGCAACAGCAGCAGCAAGCGGCGCACCUUGGUCAUCCGGGAGAGCGGUGCAGCUGGGGGCCUCGGCAGCCAUGGAGGCGCGAGCGGCGAUCCGGUGGACACCUGGCCCAAGCGGUUGCUGCUUGGUGUUGCGCUGGCGUAUAUCUCACUGGUGGUGCUGGUGCCUUUCUUGAACGUCUUCUUCCAGGUGUGUCGCUGA
This is a messenger RNA of Monoraphidium neglectum, 408 nucleotides long. RefSeq lists its product as hypothetical. Bases 1 to 408 code for a protein of 135 amino acids. Lineage: Eukaryota; Viridiplantae; Chlorophyta; Chlorophyceae; Sphaeropleales; Selenastraceae. The transcript is spliced from 2 exons. The record is from RefSeq and is a predicted model, not a curated record.